AUGAGUUAUAACAAUCCGUAUGCGGAAGAGAGCCACGAGAAGUAUGAGAUGACUGAGCAAGAUGGUGGUGAUUUCGUGGAGUUUAUGAAUCAAAUUAGCCGUAUCAACCAAGGCUUAGACCGUUAUGAGGCUAUUAUCGAUCGUGUUGAUAGGCUACACAAGGAGUUGUUGACGGAGGUCAACGAAGAGAGAGUACAAGAAGUGAGAACUGCGUUGGAUAAUUAUGUCGCACAGGCCUCUGACAUCCAGUACCAGUUGAAGGACGACAUCAAGGAUGCUCAAAGACAAGGGUUGAGAGACACAAACAAGCAGGCUCAAGCUGAAAACUCCAGACAGAGGUUCUUGAAACUGAUCCAAGAUUACAGAAUCAUCGAUGCUGAUUACAAGGAUGAGAACAAGGAGCAAGCCAAGAGACAAUACAUGGUUAUACAGCCAGAAGCCACCGAAGAAGAGGUUGAAGCUGCUAUCACCGAUGUCGGUGGCCAACAAAUCUUCUCUCAAGCUUUGCUGAAUGCUAACAGACGUGGUGAAGCCAAGACUGCAUUGGCUGAAGUUCAAGCAAGACACCAAGAACUGAUGCAAUUAGAGAAGACAAUGGCUGAAUUAGCACAACUGUUCAAUGAUAUGGAAGAGAUGGUUGUCGAACAACAAGAAAACAUUGAGGUCAUUGACAAGCACGUCGAGGAAGCCCAACAAGAUGUCGAACAAGGUGUUGGCCACACAAACAAGGCUGUCAAGAGUGCCAGAGCUGCUAGAAGAAAGAAGCUAUGGUGUUGGGGUAUCGUAUUCGUGAUCUUUGUAAUUAUUGUUGUCGCCGUUGUUGUCCCAUCUGUUGUUGCAACAAGGUAA
This is a messenger RNA of Nakaseomyces glabratus, 849 nucleotides long. It is a transcript of the gene SSO1, whose product is annotated as syntaxin. The record is from RefSeq and is a predicted model, not a curated record. Gene Ontology annotation, biological process: exocytosis; intracellular protein transport; vesicle fusion. Gene Ontology annotation, cellular component: plasma membrane; SNARE complex; endomembrane system. NCBI's taxonomy places the organism in Eukaryota, Fungi, Ascomycota, Saccharomycetes, Saccharomycetales, Saccharomycetaceae. Gene Ontology annotation, molecular function: SNAP receptor activity; SNARE binding.